Molecule: messenger RNA, 3553 nt
Organism: Elaeis guineensis (African oil palm)
Lineage: Eukaryota; Viridiplantae; Streptophyta; Magnoliopsida; Arecales; Arecaceae
Source: RefSeq, a predicted model, not a curated record
GCCCUCCCUUCUCCCUCUAUUUCCUCUCUCUCUCUGUCUCUCUCUUUCACACUCUCACUUUCCAUCCCAUUUCUCCCCUCCUUCAAUCUAUUACACUCUUCCUGCUCCUACUACAGCACAGGAACAACAAGCUCCCAGAAAGCCAGAAUUAUUUAUUUUAGCCCCCAAUCCCCCACAUCCAAAGCCCACUAGAAACAAAGAGCUGGUUAAAAGGAAGCAAGGGGUGGGAGAGAAAAGGAGAAGAAGACAGAGAAGGCGAAUAGAGGCGGGGGGGGGUGGGGGAAUUUUUUUUUAUAAAAAAUAAAAAUAAAAACGAUGUCUUUCCCCUGGUCUCUGCUUGUGCUCUUUGUACCCAUCGUGUCCAAAAACCAAAACCCGUCAGCACCAGAGCAGUGAGCGGACCGGCGCAGGAAGGCCAGCGGGAUCGCCGGUUCGUGGCAUGGACGCCCCCGACGGCCACCAAUUCCGGCCCCCGCCGGUGGUUUCCUCCUGUUAAAUGCCCGGCCAUCGCUCCCUCCACCGCCGCGGCGCCCGACCCCGCAGACGUCGACGAUGGAAGACGCCAGAUAACAACCAUAUAUGGAUAGAUAGAUACCAAUAUCAUCAACAACAACAUCAGCAGCAGGAACCACAUAAUAUAAUACUAGUUUGGUUUGGAAUCUCUUCUUCUUCUUCUUCUUCUUCUUCUUCUUCUUUUUCUCUAAGCUGAAGGAUCGAGUUGGAGCAGUGCAAGGAGUUUGAUAUAGAGGGGGAGGAUCUGUUGUUCUUCUUUUGGUAGUACUGUUCAUGGCGACAGCGAAUGCCUCCACUUCGGCGGCGGCGACGGCGCUGGACCCGCCUGCGGCGUCGGCGAUGGAGGAAGCGGCCGCGAAGGCGGUGCACAAGAGGUACGAGGGGCUGAUGACGGUGCGGACCAAGGCGAUCAAGGGGAAGGGGGCGUGGUACUGGGCCCACCUCGAGCCCAUCCUCGUCCAGAGCUCCGACACCGGCCUCCCCAAAGCUGUCAAGCUCCGCUGCUCCCUCUGCGACGCCGUCUUCUCCGCCUCCAACCCCUCCCGCACCGCCUCCGAGCACCUCAAGCGCGGCACCUGCCCCAAUUUCACCUCCCCCUCCUCCGCCGCCGCCCCCGCCCUCCCCUCCCCACCCCCCCAACCCAUCUCCUCCAUCGCCCCCUGCUCCUCCAUCGGCCACCACCAUCACAACAGCCGCAAGCGCUCCUCAUCCGCCGCCAACCCUCCGCCGGGCUCCUCCUACCACCACCACCUCCACUCUUCCUCUCUCGCCCUCAUCGACCCUUCCCGCUUCUCCUCCUCCUCCUCCCCGACCGCCGCCUCCGCUGGCGGCGACGUCGUCGUGUACCCCUCUUCCGCCACCCCGCCUCCGCCGCACCACCUGGUCCUCUCCGGCGGGAAGGAGGACCUGGGGGCUCUGGCGAUGCUGGAGGACAGCGUUAAGAAGCUCAAAAGCCCCAAGACCUCCCCCGGCCCUGCCCUCUCCAAGGCCCAGGUCGACUCCGCCCUCUCCCUCCUCUCCGACUGGUUCUACGAGUCCUCCGGCGCCGUCUCCCUCUCCUCCGCCGAGCACCCCAAGUUCCGCUCCUUCCUUCACCACGUCGGCCUCCCCAUGCUCUCCCGCCGCGACCUCGCCGGCCCCCGCCUCGAUGCCCGCUUCGAGGAGGCCCGCGCCGAUGCGGACGCCCGCAUCCGCGACGCUCUCUUCUUCCAGCUCUCCUCCGACGGCUGGCGCCCCCGCGACGCCGCCUCCUCCUCCUCCUCCGACGCGCUCGUCAGCCUCUCCGUCAACCUCCCCAACGGCACCUCCGUCUUCCACCGCGCCGUCCUCACUCACGGCGGCGCCCCCUCCAAGUACGCCGAGGAGGUCCUCUGGGACACCGUCGCCGACGUCUGCGGCAGCUCCGUCCAGCGCUGCGCUGGCAUCGUCACUGACCGCUUCAAGUCCACGGCGCUGCGCAACCUCGAGAACCAGCACAAUUGGAUGGUCAACCUCUACUGUCAGCUGCAGGGCUUCUACAAUCUCAUCAAAGACUUUGCUCGCGAACUCCCUCUCUUCCACUCCGUCGUCUUCAACUGCUGUAAACUCGCCACCUUCUUCAACACCAAGAACCAGGCUAGAGGUAUCUUCCAUAAAUACCAACUCCAAGAACUCGAUCACACAUUCCUCCUCUGUGUCCCGCCCUCGUUCAACUCUUCGGCGGACAGAGUCUCCCACAGCAGAGAGAUUGUUCGUGAUUUUGUCCCCGUCUUCGCAAUGCUUGAGGACAUCGUGGCCUCUUCCCGAGCGCUCCAAUUGGCAGUCCAUGACGAGUCCUACAAGCUUGUCUGCCUUGAGGACUCAAUAGCGAGAGAAUUGGGGGAGAUGAUCCGGGACAUGGGUUUCUGGGGCGAUUUGAAUGCAGUAUGCUCGCUUGUUAAGUUGGUCAAGGAGAUGGCUCAGGAAAUGGAGGCCGAGCGGCCGCUCGUUGGGCAAUGUCUCCCUCUGUGGAACGAGCUGAGGGCAAAGGUGAAGGAUUGGUGCAACAAAUUCAGCAUUGAGGACGGACCUGUGAAGAAGGUGGUCGAGAAAAGGUUCGAGAAGAACUACCAUCCCGCUUGGUCGGCGGCGUUCAUAUUGGAUCCAUUGUAUUUGAUUAAGGACUCCAGUGGGAAGUACCUCCCACCAUUCAAGUGCUUGACGCCGGAUCAGGAGAAGGAUGUGGACAGGCUGAUCACUAGGAUGGUUUCCCGAGAGGAAGCCCAUAUUGCAUUGAUGGAGCUGAUGAAGUGGAGGGCAGAGGGGUUGGAUCCUCUCUAUGCACAGGCAGUGCAGGUGAAGAAGCCCGAUCCAGUGACGGGGAAGAUGAAGAUUGCGAACCCACAGAGCAGCCGGCUCGUGUGGGAGACGCACCUCAGUGAGUUCAAAUCACUAGGGAAGGUGGCUGUGCGGCUCAUCUUCCUUCACGCCACCUCGUGUGGAUACAAGUGCAAUCUGUCGCUGCUGCGAUGGGUGUGCAUGCAUGGCCGCUCAAGAGCGGGUAUGGAUCGAGCUCAGAAGCUGGUCUUCGUGGCAGCCCAUGCAAAGCUAGAAAGGAGGGAUUUCUCAAAUGAGGAGGAGAAGGAUGCGGAGCUCUUCGAUGAUGGGGAGGAUUAUAUGCUACAUGAGUCUGCCUUUGUGGAUGCCUAAUCGGUGUAACAUUUUUAUUUGAUUUUUUUUCUUUUCCUUUUCCUUUUUCCUGCCUUUUGUAGAAUUGGAUUUGUAGGAAUUGGCAGAAUUUUUUCUACAAAUUCUUCGCUGCGCCCAUGUUGUUUUCCUUACUUGCUGGAUGGUGGUGAGGAAGGAUUGAGGGCAUGAGAGGGACAUGAUCAAUUUGCUGAGAAUACAGCAUCUCAUGCCUGGGCAUAUGAUAAUGUGAGGCUUGUUGAGUUGCACAAGGGAAGUCUUCUUGUUUAUAACAGAAUUGAUGAGAAAAUUAGAACAGGAAGAAUGAAUGUAACAUUUUGGUUAUUGAGAAAUAAUAUUGAUAUGAAGUUGGAAGCAACCAGCAUCAUUUUGAUUC